GGGGCUCCCCCGCCCUGCUCCGGCCCGGCCCGGCCCGCCCUCGGCGCCGUUUCCAGCCGGCGGCGUUUGGCGGGAGCACGGCGGGAGCUGCGAGGAGGCGGCGGGAGCGGCGGCGGGAGCGGCGGCGGGAUGUCAGUUAAGAGAGCAUUAAAGUUGGACACUGUCAAAAAAGAUAAUCCAUCUGAUGCAACACCUCAGAAGGUCAAAAAGAAAAACCUGAAUUCUUACUCCCCAACAACAGGAACAUGCCAGAUGAGUCCCUUUUCAUCCCCUGUGAGCCACAAUGAACAAAACCCCAGGAACCCCCCAGCAAAAGGAGGUGGGAGAGAGCAGAGCAAUUCCGACACUGGAUUAUCCAGGAGAGGGCAGCCUCCAACAGAGCAGGAUGGGUUCCUGAAACUGCAGUCCCAAGUGAGAAGUUCAUUGACCAGAAUUCUGAAAAUAAGAGCAAAUCUCACAAGCCUCCAGGCUUUGGAGGGCAGCAGAGAGCUGGAAAAUAUCCUCGGUGUCUCGGACUCCUCUCGUGCCCUGAGUGCUGAAGUGCAGAAAACCCAAACACUGCUGAGUCAAGCAGAAGAGCUGCAGCUGUUGAAAGCAAACCAUGGAAAACUCCCCGCCCCAGGGUACAUCCAGACUGUUGGGAGCACCGAGUUUCUGAACUCACUCCUGGAACAAAGCAAGGAGCCCCUGGGCCUGCUCCCUGCCCUCCCCAGCACCCAGGCACUGGCACAGAGACCAGGAAUGUGACCAGGAUACAGGCAUUAUGUGAAAAAUGCAUUCCACAUCACCCCAAACUUCUACAUCUGCUGGACUGGACUUAAAAGGAGCGAAGAACUGAGUGUAAACCAAUCUCCCCCCAGUCCCGGUGCGGGAGCGUCGCUGGCCAGGCAGGUGCAGUCACAUAACAUUCCUGGCGUCCAUUUAAACUGAACAAUGUGCACAACCACAUCAUCCCAGUGGAUAAAUAAUCCACCAUGCUGGGAGCUGGAGCUGCUGCUGCUGCCUGGGAAAUAAACUGUAGGUUCUGCAGGUUCUUUUCUAACACGGGGUGGGCUCUAAAGCCGGAGGAAGCUUUGCAGUGCAAGGAAUUAUUCCAUGUUUCAGCUGUUGAGAAACACUUUCCCUGUUGGUGCUGCCACACUUGGGGAAGUUUGUCAUCCACAACCAGGUUUCCUCUAAACUCAACCCAAGCCAUGGCCUCAUCUUCAAACCCAGCAUUAACGCACAUGCUCUAGGAACAUUUGCUUUUCAGGUCAACAUUUUAGUUUAGUUUUGGUAUUUAAUGAUGUAAGAGCAGAGUUGUUUUAUAUAAACCAGCUGCUUCUCUUUUUUCCACCCCUCCAGCCUAGGGAAUCCCCAACAUCCCAAAUCCUUUCAUUAGGUUGGAAGAGUGCAGUAUAAUGAUCUAUACUUUCUCAAGUUCAACAUAAACACCCACUUGAAUGUCCUUUUUACUCCUGCAAAGUCCAGCUCCUCAAAUAAACUGAUUUUUAUGACUAAAACUCUGAGCACUAAAAUGAUGAACAUGUUCCACACGCUCAAGCUUUGGGAGUUUUUAGUUAAUAAAAAUGUUUUUGCACCUCACUACCUGUGCAGUCCAACUGGCAAAAACAUUAGUAACUGGUGGAAGGGAAUUGGGACAGCUUUUCUCCCUUCCACACCAGUCUCUGUCAGGCUCUCAGAGCUGUGGGUUGUUGUUCUGUGUGUAAGGGGCACCAACCCGUUGCUCUGUAGCAGGAGGGGAGGAUACUGAACCAGCGAGAGUUUAUGUAACCUGACUGUAACCUCUGGAGCUGGAAAUUAAAUAAUUAUUGAUCUGAGAAGAGCCUG
Molecule: messenger RNA, 1830 nt
Organism: Chiroxiphia lanceolata (lance-tailed manakin)
Lineage: Eukaryota; Metazoa; Chordata; Aves; Passeriformes; Pipridae
Gene: ITGB3BP
Product: integrin subunit beta 3 binding protein
Exons: 9
Coding region: 130-747 (205 amino acids)
Biological process (GO): CENP-A containing chromatin assembly; regulation of DNA-templated transcription
Cellular component (GO): nucleoplasm
Source: RefSeq, a predicted model, not a curated record